GUAAAGUUUGACAAGAUGGCGGACGUUGUUUGUGUUCGUUCGUCGCGUAUGUGUGGUGAAAAGUUAUUUUACUACAAUGUAUGUAACUGUAUCGUGGGUAUCCACAACCAUGAAAACAACGAUCAAAGCCAAAAACAACACAGCAAUGACAGUUACCAAAAUGGCUGAGGUAUCAGCUAUUUACCAGGCAUAUUUUACGGUGGGAGGGGUUAUGAACAAAAUCACUGUUGACACAUAACAUAAACUAGAGUGCAACGAAAUAAAAGAAAUCGAAAUUCUCUGGUUCUUCUGCGGACGAUGCGUGGUAUAUGGUCCUACGUUAUGGUAUUUUGUUUAACUGUCAUUAGAGGGGAAAGUAGAAAAGCAUAAAUUUUGGCAUACAUCCCUCUUUUUCAAUGUGAGAGCGAAGUAACUAGUCAGGUCCCCCAUUAAACGUUUCACUGUCCAUCCGCAGAAAGUUGAUGUAAUGACCAAGUUCUGAGAGUAAAAUUUCCAUUAACAGGUUUUCGUCUGUAUAUUUCUCUCAUAGUUUAAACUAUUCCCUGGACCAACAUCUUGUUUUCGAUUUCAUCUUCUUCAUUAAACUUACCCCAAAAGUCAAUGCAAGGACGGAAAAGUACCUGAAAGGAGGACCAAUUGCGUUUCUUAGAAAACGAGGAAGAGACCGCCGCCACCGCCACCGCCACCACCACCACCACCACCACCACCACAAAGGCAGGAGGCUACAAAGGUAGAAGAACCUGAGGUGUCUGCAGCUGUCAUUACUCCUGGGGGGAAAUGCUUUGUGUGCGGCAAAGCAGCUGGGUCAACAGGAUCACCUAUGACAGCUCUUACAACCACCACAAAAAUCCAGCUUCAUCAAAAGCUGGGUAGAGUUAUAGGAGCAGAAUUGGAUCUUGUUGUUGAUGAAGAUGGAGUACUUUGCCAUGGCUGUUAUCGUCUGCUGAACUACAUGGACCGAAUUGAAGUGGAGCAUAGAUUGCUCACAAAAUCAGUUCUGGACUGUAUGCGAAGGACACUUGGUCUUGGUUACAUCCAAGGUGAUAAUAAUAUGCCUGAAGCUGUUCUCGCCAGCAUAGAAAAUUGCAGCAAAAACUCCAGAAUUCCUGCGGAGAAGCACGAUAUUUGCCUUGGCCUGCCUGAAAAGGAAACGUCGAAUGAAGUUGUGCCACGGAGUAAAUCAGUGACAUCUAAUGGUGCUCUGUUAUGGAGUAAGACGGUGGCUCCGAGUGAAAAAAAGAAGAACCAAACAUUAGUUAUAGCCAGAGGGCCUGAAAAAAAGACUGAUGCUGAGCAGGAUAAGCAAAAUUAUCAGUGCAAAAUCUGCAACUUUCAAAGUAAACAUAAGUCAGUGUUCCUCUUCCAUUUGCAGAGACACCUUCAAAGUAGUUAUAGGUGUGAUUUCUGCUGUGAAUUAUUGCCAAAGGAUUUAAACUACUGGAUAGCAAGGAUGCAGAAACAGGAAAUGUAGAAACUGCCAACAAAAAUCUAAUUUUACAUACUACAUCACAGAAAUGAGAGGCUAUGUGGAAACAAUGAUUGGAGAAAUA
Molecule: messenger RNA, 1550 nt
Organism: Schistocerca gregaria
Lineage: Eukaryota; Metazoa; Arthropoda; Insecta; Orthoptera; Acrididae
Exons: 5
Coding region: 821-1471 (216 amino acids)
Source: RefSeq, a predicted model, not a curated record